Messenger RNA from Loa loa (African eye worm), 2940 nucleotides. RefSeq lists its product as hypothetical. Gene Ontology annotation, biological process: endocytosis; molting cycle, collagen and cuticulin-based cuticle. Gene Ontology annotation, cellular component: cytoplasmic vesicle membrane; plasma membrane. The transcript is spliced from 14 exons. Bases 286 to 2796 code for a protein of 836 amino acids. Lineage: Eukaryota; Metazoa; Nematoda; Chromadorea; Rhabditida; Onchocercidae. The record is from RefSeq and is a predicted model, not a curated record.
UUUAGGAUUUAACACUUUUCACGUUGGGAUGUGGUGUUAAUCCAAGGUUCGGGUACUACUUUGCACGUGGGCCGCUUGAUCUCAAUUCAGGAUCUAGCACUUUUCACCUCCGUAUGUAUUACUUCGCACGUGGGUUAUUUGGUUUCGAUUCAGGAUUUGACACUUUUCACCUUGGUGUACGGUGUUAAUCCAAGGUUCGGACAUUACUUUACACGCGGGUCACGUGAUUUCAAUUCAGGAUUUGACACUUCUCACCUUGGUACGUGCUGUUAAUCCAGGGUUCGGAUGGAGCACAUAUAUGAUCGAGCUAAUCGACAGAUUGCUAUUGCUGUUGCAACAUAUCCGUAUUCAUUCCUUUUUGCAACACUUCUGUUCUCUGCAUUUCUAUCGUCGUCAUUAUUUAACUCAACUUUAGAGGAUGAUAUACGACGCAGUUUCUCACCACCGAAAUCAAGAGCAGCUAGGGAAGAAGAAAUAUACAUGCAAUUUUAUAAUAUUGCUAGCGUUCCUCAACGCGUUUUUAUCAUAUUUUACGCAAAAGAUGGUGGAACAAUAUUACGUGAAAAUCAUAUUGAGGAAAUGUAUCAAAUUCAUCGGAUAAUGACUGACGUGUUAAAUAACACUGAACAUUUCGAUGUCCCAAUGUGUCAUCCAUUUUGUGAUAUUAAUAAGCCAAUUAAUCUUUUCUGGGAUGAAAUUAGGAAAAAUGUGAAUGAUACGGAUUACGAUCAAAAUGCUAUAUUUGCUUUUCCGACAUCAACGAUAUAUGGACAGGAAUUGUUUCUUGGAUCAAAUUUGUUCGAUGUACAAUCCUCCGAUCACGUAUUCCCAAAUCGAUCAACAAUAAUACAAGUAGGAACCAUUAUGCUAUGGCAUUUGGUCAACGCUGAUAAUCCACAUAAACUUAAGAUGCUUCAAAAUGUGACCAUUACAUUGUUCGAAAUGUCUAGAAAGCGAAAUAUCACCAAAUGGAUUAAUUUUAAUAUUUUUGGUGAUGAAAUUGCAAACCGUGAGAUGAUUCGAGGCGCUUAUCAAGCAACAAAACUAAUGACAGUUGGAUUCAUCUUCUUAAUUUGUUUCGUAUUCCUUGUUGUGUGGCGCAAAAUGGAGUUACGUCUUCUUCCACCAAUUGUUUUUGCAACAAUACUUUCACCACUUCUAGCUGCUAUCUCAUCAUUUGGUAUUAUUUCUUGGCUACGAUUACCCAUUUAUUCGAUGAUGUGUGUCACACCAUUUCUCAUUCUUGGGAUCGGAGUGGACGAUGCAUUUAUUAUGAUCCAAGCUUGGACCCGUCUAAGGACCGUAACAUCUCGAAAUGAGAGAUUGGCGCAAGUUUUUGUCGAAAUUGGACCAUCAAUUAGCAUUACAUCUAUCACUAAUCUGAUUGCUUUUGGUAUUGGUUAUCUGACUCCAACACCACAAAUGAGCUUAUUUUGUCUAUGCACAUCGUUUGCCUGUUUAUUAGAUUAUAUUUUCACAUUUACACUUUUGGCACCAAUUCUUUACUUGGCUGAUAAAUCAGAGAAGGGCUAUGUAAUGGCGAAAAAAGUACCAAAAAAUGAGCUUGGCGAACAAUUUCUGAGAAGUUAUAGCAAGUUGAUAUGUUCGUGGAAGGGUCAAAUUAUUGCAAUAACCAUAUUGAUGGUAUUAUACUCCCUGUCAUCAAUAGGAGUUAUGAAAAUGAAAUCAACCUUUGAACCUGUAAAAGCAUUUCCGUCUGAUUCGAUAUCCACAAGUUCAUUUAUUGUCCUUCGACAUGUUUUUGAUGAAUUUUUCCCACUUCAAGUUGUCAUUAAUAACCCACCAAAUAUAAGCGACUCAACGGAGUAUAACGAGUUCCAUGAUAUGAUAAGAAGUUUGGAAGCGGUACCUAACAGCUAUGGGCCUAAUCAAACGAUGAUCUUCUUGCAAACAUACGAAAAUUUUGAUCGUAAAAUAUACAAUUUCUUUAAUAUGUUAGGUUUGGCAGAUCAAGAAGAUUUCAAACCAUCGUAUGAUAAUUUGCCGAUGUUUCUGGAUCACAUCCAAAAUCCACCAUUCAUCAAAAUGAGGAUCGAUGAGAAUGGUGAACAGAAGUUGGUGUCAUUCGUAAUUACAGCAACCGCACGAAAUAUGUCUGAAUGGUCCAAUCGUGCCGAAUAUGUGGAUGCAUGUCGUACGGUUUUCCGUAAUUAUCCACGUUUCAAUGCUACCGUUUAUGAUGGUGAUUCAGCUGUACUUGACUUAAUACUAACUGCAAAAAAGGAUCUGAUUGGGUCAAUUACUGUUACAGUUAUUUGCAUGGCAAUUGUAUGCUUAUUUUUUAUUGGCAGUAAAAUUGGCGUAUUGAUUAUUGCUUCAACGAUCUCAUCUAUUUGUUUUACACUCGUUGGUUCACUGUCAUGGUGGGGAGCAGAUAUGGACCCAGUAACAAUGGUUGAUGUACUGAUUGCUACCGGAUUUAGUGUCGACUACACCGCUCAUAUUGCAUAUAAAUUCUACAAACUGACCGGUGACCGGGAGGAACGAAUUAAACAAAGUUUCCGUGAAAUGUUCAGUCCUAUGCUCCAGGCUGGGAUAUCAACAGCACUUUGUAUGCUGCCGCUUAUCUUUGUUCCAACAUACGCAAUUUUAACAUUUGCUAAAACAGUCUUUCUGGAUGUAGGAUUAGCUCUGUUGCAUGGACUUUUCAUACUACCCAUUUUACUGGUCACCUUAUGUCGCUAUAAUCGGGAAGAAACCAAUACCGGCAAAACAAUAAUGACAUCCGGAAUGGAGAAUAAUGACAUGAAUUGUGGCAGUCUAUUGGAAAAAUGAAUGGGCAUGAAGUGAACAUAGGAUUAUUUUAUUGUUUUCGUUACUCCAAAGUAAUGAAGGGAAAGGUUUAGAGAACGGUUCUUCCCUUUUUUUUCAUAUAAAAUUAUAUAGGCAUUAGCAUCUCUCGAAAACUUUGUACAAAUC